UUCAAUCCCCCCCCCCUUUUUUUUCUCCCUCUCGCAGUCCUUCUCACAAGGCGCUCUUUAAGCUCCGGUGUCGCCACACAGAGCAGCCAUUCAUCGGCUCCACGUCCAGCCACACGCACUCCCAUGUUGAACCACUGUGCGUCUCUACUGGUGUAGCGGAUUUCGGUGCGUAAAAAAGGAUCUGGCCACAUUUACGCACCACUAUGGCUUCGUAUUAGAGGAGUCCACACGAACUGGCACCAUCGCAAACUCCACAUAGUCUAUUUGAAACUCUUUUAAAUCAAUUUAAAGUUGUUGUUAAACAAACUAAACAGUUUAAAAAUGUCCGGAGAGGAGCACAGCAUGUCCGAAGCGGAGCUGAGCCCCGGAGGUUCGGACGACGCUCACUCGCUCUCCCCGAGCCACGCCGGAGCUCCACCCGGUCACGACUCACCUCUGACCGGACCUCCGCCUCAGUUGACUUCGCUCUGUGUGGCGGACGGCUCCGGGGACCACAGGUCCACGGUCAAGUCGGAGGAGGACGACGAUCGCUUCCCCAUCGGCAUCCGCGAGGCGGUCAGCCAGGUUCUGGACGGCUACGACUGGACCCUGGUGCCCAUGCCGGUGCGCGUCAACAACGGAAACAAAGCCAAGCCUCACGUCAAGCGGCCCAUGAACGCCUUCAUGGUGUGGGCCCAGGCGGCCAGGAGGAAGCUGGCCGACCAGUACCCCCACCUGCACAACGCGGAGCUCAGCAAGACCCUCGGCAAACUGUGGAGGCUGCUCAACGAGAGCGACAAGAGGCCAUUCAUCGAGGAGGCCGAGAGGUUGAGGAAACAGCACAAGAAGGACUACCCGGAGUACAAGUAUCAGCCCCGGAGACGCAAGAACGGCAAACUGACGCCCGCUAAUGAGUCGGACAGCCCGGGCGAGGGCGAAGCCAGCCACUCCCAGUCUCACUACAAGAGCCUGCAUCUGGAGCACAAUGGGGGCGCGGGGUCACCUUUGGGCGACCUGCACCACCAUCACCAUCACCACCACCACCCUGCGAGUCAGGGUCACAGCCCCCCUACACCCCCAACCACCCCGAAAACAGAUCUCCAGUCAGGCAAACUGUCAGACAGCAAGCGCGAAGGGGCAGCCGGAGGGGCUGGAGGAUCAGGGGGGUCCAGGGGACCACUUGGUGUAGGGAGCGAAGGUUCCUCUGGUGGUCCUUCAUCAUCUGGCUCCAAGCCGCACAUCGAUUUUGGCACCAUGGACAUCGGCGAGAUCAGCAACGAGGUGAUGUCCAACAUCGAGCCUUUCGACGUUAACGAGUUUGACCAAUACUUGCCCCCCAACGGGCAUCCCCAAGGCAUUGGCGGCGCCCCCGCUGCGGGGACCUCGGCCUCGUCCUAUGCCUACGCCCUGGCCGCUGCCAGCGGCCACUCGGCCUGGCUCUCCAAGCAGCAGCAGCAGCCUCAGGGCUCCCCUACGUCCUCUGACCACUCCAAGGCCUCGAUCAAAAGCGAGUCUGGGUCUGGGAGCCACUACGCCGAGGCAUCAUCGUCACCCUCUUCAGGCGCGCACGUCACCUACACGCCACUCAGCCUCCCUCACUAUGGCUCUGCUUUUCCCUCGCUGGCCUCCAGAGCUCAGUUUGAAUACGGAGACCACCAGGCCCCUGGGGCGUACUACACCCACUCCAGUCAGGCCCCCGGGCUGUACUCAGCCUUCUCGUACAUGGGCCCUACACAGAGGCCUCUGUACACCACCAUAGGCGACCCCUCUAGUGUGGCUCCCUCCCACAGCCCCACACACUGGGAGCAGCCUGUUUACACCACACUCACAAGACCCUGAGGACGGAGUCCGGGAAUAUAUGGGAAGCGUGUGAGAGCAACCGUGUGCAUGUGUUUGCCAAUGGGAGUUCGCAUGAUGUGCGCGUGUGUUUGUAUGUCUACGC
Hippocampus comes (tiger tail seahorse) is the source of this 1921-nucleotide messenger RNA. RefSeq names its product transcription factor Sox-10-like. The transcript is spliced from 4 exons. Bases 322 to 1818 code for a protein of 498 amino acids. Lineage: Eukaryota; Metazoa; Chordata; Actinopteri; Syngnathiformes; Syngnathidae. Gene Ontology annotation, biological process: negative regulation of transcription by RNA polymerase II; enteric nervous system development; peripheral nervous system development. Gene Ontology annotation, molecular function: RNA polymerase II cis-regulatory region sequence-specific DNA binding; DNA-binding transcription factor activity, RNA polymerase II-specific. The record is from RefSeq and is a predicted model, not a curated record. Gene Ontology annotation, cellular component: nucleus.